Drosophila ficusphila is the source of this 2234-nucleotide messenger RNA. RefSeq names its product D-2-hydroxyglutarate dehydrogenase, mitochondrial (gene D2hgdh). NCBI's taxonomy places the organism in Eukaryota, Metazoa, Arthropoda, Insecta, Diptera, Drosophilidae. Gene Ontology annotation, cellular component: mitochondrion. The transcript has 5 exons. Gene Ontology annotation, molecular function: catalytic activity; FAD binding. Bases 529 to 2130 code for a protein of 533 amino acids. The record is from RefSeq and is a predicted model, not a curated record.
UGUGGGCAACAAAACUGUGGCUGCUGUUUUUGGGGAUAUGCAAAUAAAGAAUCCUCGUUCAGCGUUUGAUUAACUUACGACGACAUUGACGAACGCCCGAUGACAUUAAUUUUACACAGGGGCUUACAUUUGUACGACAGCGCUUCGCGCUUAUCAGCUACCUGUUAACUGUAUGCACAUGCUUACAUAUGUUGUUUAUUAUCUUUGGUUGUGCAUAAACAACACGCGUUUGACGUAAUAACUAGAGAAAGAGUCGGCGGAGAGAGCAAGUCAGCAACGGUUUUAAGCUCUCCAGGGAUGGGUUGAAUGGAAACAUUUAAAUUCUUCCCCUAUUCUAACGGAUCCCCUUCAGAAAUUUCCCAAUUCCGCUGCACCAUUCCUGUCCCAGCGGCUAAUCCACCUAUCCAUGCCCAGCGUUGCGGAUGCUCCAGGUAGAGCCGUCCAUACUGCCUGCCCAUCCCGACCAAAUGGUUUUAUGACUGUCAUACGUAUAACAGCCUGAUCGACCCUUAGCAAACACCCUCCACGAUGAGAUUCCAGCAGCUGCUGCAAGUGCGCAGAUUGGCCAGCGCCGGGGCCACCACCACCACCUGGAUGCGGCGAGCCACCCCCUCCUCGCUGGCAGCCCACCCCUCCGGGGGCACCUCACACAUCCUGUCCACCAUGCUCACUGUGCGCACGAUGGCGGGCAGUGGGGCGGCGAUUCCGGAACUCACCGAGAUCACGGACAAUGUGCAGCGCGGCAACUACGCCACUUUGACCGACAAGGACGUGGCCCACUUCGAGCAGCUCCUGGGCAAGAACUUCGUCCUCACCGAGGACCUGGAGGGGUACAACAUCUGCUUCCUCAAGAGGAUUCGCGGCAACAGCAAGCUGGUCCUGAAGCCCGGCAGCACCGCCGAGGUGGCCGCCGUCCUGAAGUACUGCAACGAGCGCAGGCUGGCGGUGGUGCCCCAGGGAGGCAACACGGGCCUGGUGGGCGGCUCCGUGCCCAUCUGCGACGAGAUCGUGCUCUCGCUGGCGCGGCUCAACAAGGUGCUCUCCGUGGACGAGGUGACCGGCAUCGCCGUCGUGGAGGCGGGCUGCAUCCUCGAGAACUUCGACCAGCGGGCCAGGGAGGCGGGCCUGACGGUGCCCCUGGACCUGGGCGCCAAGGCGAGCUGCCACAUCGGGGGCAACGUGUCCACCAACGCGGGCGGCGUGCGCGUGGUGCGCUACGGCAACCUGCACGGCUCCGUGCUGGGCGUGGAGGCGGUGCUGGGCACGGGCCAGGUCCUGGACCUGAUGUCCAACUUCAAGAAGGACAACACCGGCUACCACAUGAAGCACUUGUUCAUCGGGUCCGAGGGCACGCUGGGCGUGGUCACCAAGCUCUCGAUGCUCUGCCCGCACUCCUCGCGGGCGGUCAACGUGGCCUUCAUCGGGCUGAACUCCUUCGACGACGUGCUGAAGACCUUCGUCAGUGCCAAGCGCAACCUGGGCGAGAUCCUCAGCUCCUGCGAGCUGAUUGACGAGCGCGCUCUGAACACCGCCCUCGAGCAGUUCAAGUUCCUCAACUCCCCCAUCUCGGGCUUCCCCUUCUACAUGCUGAUCGAGACGUCGGGCAGCAACGGCGAUCACGACGAGGAGAAGAUCAACCAGUUCAUCGGCGACGGCAUGGAGCGCGGCGAGAUCCAGGACGGCACCGUCACCGGGGACCCCGGCAAGGUGCAGGAGAUCUGGAAGAUCCGCGAGAUGGUCCCCCUGGGGCUGAUCGAGAAGAGCUUCUGCUUCAAGUACGACAUCUCGCUGCCGCUGCGCGACUUCUACGGCAUCGUGGACGUGAUGCGGGAGCGCUGCGGCCCCCUGGCGACGGUGGUCUGCGGCUACGGCCACCUGGGCGACUCCAACCUGCACCUGAACGUCUCCUGCGAGCAGUUCACCGACGAGAUCCACAAGCGGGUGGAGCCCUUCGUCUACGAGUACACCUCCAAGCUGAGGGGCAGCAUCAGCGCCGAGCACGGGAUCGGGUUCCUCAAGAAGGACUACCUGCACUACUCCAAGGACCCGGUGGCCAUCGGCUACAUGCGCGACAUGAAGAAGCUGCUGGACCCCAACGGCAUCCUCAAUCCCUACAAGGUGCUCAACUGAAGUCCGGGCUCUAAUAAUCGCUAGUUUUACGAUUGAGAUUUUUUUUGUAAUUUCCAUAUGUGUGUCAGUAAUAAAGUGCAUCAGAUCUAGUUUAAAACUCUAAA